GAAAGAUUCUCCAAGAUUCCGGACUACUGCCAUGAUCACGGCGAGAGAAAACAGCUCCAAAAUGACGUCCUCAUCGACUUUACUCUCAUACUUAUUUUGACUGGGUUUGUCAACCAGCCCAGCUGUUGUUUUCGAAAACUUGUUUUGUCCCUUCACUUCCACCAGUGGCAGGGAAACCCACUGACAUGUGUUGACAAGGCUUUCCCAGAGAAGGAUUUCACGCACUAAAUCAAAGAAGCAAAGGCGUAUUUUCACUCGGAUUCUCCUUUAAAUAGGAGAAAUUCAAGUUUGAACAUUCUUCCUUGUUUAUGAUUCAUACGUGCCAGUUAUUUUGUCCGUUUCACUCGCGUGCAAAGUAUUCCACAUGUAUGCGGCACGAGUCGAACCCAAAAAACGUGAGUCAGUCACCUUUUAAUGAAAGAUACAAGUGACUCGUGCCGCAACAAACAAAUUCCCCACGUGAGGUGAUAACAAUAGUGCGCCAGUUUCAACCAAUCCUGAUCAUUGGUAAGGCUUCCACAGAUGAGGCAUCGCCGGUAAACCGUCUGUUUACACGUGAAAUACGGUAAAUUAUUUGGUUCUGACUCUAUCACUCUCCGAACGUUUGGUUGCAAGCACUGGUUUAUGAGGGAGAUCUUCUGUUCAAAGCGUUCUUCAUUUAGGGGAAUGUAGCAGUUACAGCAGUUUCGUCUAGUACUCGAGGUUAGAAAAAUAAAUUCCCACAGACGACAGUGCUAGUGACUAGCCUACCCCAACGAUUAAACUAAGUUGUCUAACGCUAUAAAGCUUAAUUUGCUUUCAUCUUUUCCUCAGAGAAAAUACAGUUGAAAUUCAACGGAAAAACAAUGAGUGGAAACUUUUUGAAGAAUUUCAUGGACUUGGAUGAGUUUUUGGCCGUGAAGGAUUUGUGCACUGGCCUCUCUCGAACCGAGAGCGACUAUGCCGAAGAUGAAGUUGAGCAAGACCUUGCUAACUUCAUCGACGAGGAAGAUAUUCCUUCGGACUGCAGUUUGUCCCAGUUCGACAGCAGCAGCACUCCGUUAGCUACACCUACAAUUUGCGGUGGAAACAACUCUGACACUGACGAAGGUCGAGGCGAAAGUAUCUGCAGCUCUGAGAAUAUCGCUGCUUGCAGUUCUAGUGAAUCGAUGUCUUCGAUGAAUUCUAAUGAAAAUUACAAGUCACCGCGAAGGAAACGAAAAGUAAAGCACGUUAAUAACACGGAAAAGGCAACACCAAAAAAGAGAAGAAGAAAAACUGCGGAAAGUGCAAAGAAAUCGACGGCUGAAAAAACCGACGGAGAAAGUACCACGCGAUCAAGAAAUGACAGGAAAUCCGUCGACGAAGAUGUUAAGGAUGACAAAUACUGGGAGAGACGGCGAAAAAAUAAUCAAGCUGCAAAAAGGUCACGAGAUCUGAAAAGACUCAGGGAAAUGAACGUAAAACAGAGGGCCGAUUCCUUGGAAGAGGAAAAUAGACAGUUACGGGAAGAAGUUAAAAAACUGAAAGAAUACCUCAAAACACUUGACGAAAAGGUCGAAAACUCAUCAUAAGAGCAAAAACAUAACUGCUUGGUGUAAAGAAAGUUUGGAGCAAAUAAGUGUGCAACUGUAAAUAUUUAAUUAACUUGUAGGGCUGACCGCAAAUAAUGAAAUAGGAGCCCACCCCCUUGCUUUAAAAGCAAUUUAGCACCCAUCACAAGGAAAACAUUUGCCCCCAGAGUCCGUGCGUUCCCCUGGAGUAAAAAUUUGAUAACCAACCCCCCUAAAAUUUUCUAUACAGUGUGUCUCAUUGGUUCACCCAAAAGAUUUAUUUCACAAAGUUCUGCUGUCCAAGGAAAAAAAAGUAAUAAUAAUCUUUUCCCCAUGGGAAGUUUCUCAACACUUUAUACAGUAAAAAACAUAUAUCAC
This is a messenger RNA of Porites lobata, 1910 nucleotides long. The record is from the annotation of a GenBank genome assembly. NCBI's taxonomy places the organism in Eukaryota, Metazoa, Cnidaria, Anthozoa, Scleractinia, Poritidae.